CGCGGAAGUUUUCUAGGCUGGCAGGUGUUUUCUCAGUUGCCCAUCUUUGUGUAUAGCGACCUUCCAGCCUUAGCCUCUUAGCCUGGUAAAGGCAUUUGGAGCCGAGCACGCACCCCGUUUGUGUGCGAAGUAGCUGUUGGCCGCCUGGGAUCCCAAAGAAGCAGGCAGGCUAGUACUGUGCGGCGGCCGGAUCUCCGGUCUGCUACCGCAUGUACCAUGUUUUCUUGUGAUAUUUGUGGUGAAACAUUAACCUCAGAGCCAGACAUGAAAUCUCACCUCCUAAUUGUGCACAUGGAAAAUGAAGUUAUAUGCCCAUUUUGCAAGGUGUCAGGUGUGAAUUACGAAGAAAUGUAUUUUCAUAUUGAAACUGCGCAUUCUGAACAAAAUGAACUAGAGAGAAACUUUCACAGGAUCAAUACAAUCCAAUAUGAAACUUCAGACAACAAAAAGGAUACCCCCCUCCAGUGCAGAAUGGAAGUUAAUUCAAGUGUUCAUUCAGCUUGUGCAUCAAAUCCAAAAAUUUCAGCUCCAAGCCUGCCUAAGGAUGUUACUUUAAAACAUAAAGAUGUUUACUCAGGAAACUUAACCGAAUCAAAAAAAAUCCUAAAAAGUAAGGACAAACAGUGUGACAAUUCUGAAAUUAAAGGAUUGAUGUGUGGGACAACGUAUAGUGCUCCUGAAUGUCCAUUCUGUGGAAAAAUAGAAAACUAUAGUAAAGACAUGGAAGCUCAUGUCAAAACAAAGCAUGCCAAUCUUUUAGACAAUCCACUAGAAGACUGUGAUCAACCACUGUACGACUGCCCUAUGUGUGGGCUCAUCUGUACAAAUUACCCUAUUCUCCAGGAACAUGUUAACUUGCAUUUAGAAGAGAACUUUGGACAAGGCUUGGACAGAGUACAGUGUUCUAGUGAUCUUGAGUUGGCUCACCAACUUCAGCAAGAAGAAGACAGGAAGAGGAGAUCUGAAGAAUCAAGGCAAGAAAUUGAAGACUUUCAGAAGCUGCAGAGACAAUAUGGUUUAGAUAAUUCUGGAGGAUAUAAACAACAGCAACUACGGAAUAUGGAGAUAGAAGUAAACAGGGGAAGAAUGCAUCCAUUUGAAUUUCAUAGAAGAAAAGCUGAUAUGAUGGAAUCACUAGCUAUUGGUGUUGAUGAUGGCAAAACGAAAACUUCUGGAAUUAUUGAGGCACUUCAUAGGUAUUAUCAAAGUGCAGCCACAGAUGUGAGGCGUGUGUGGCUUUCUACAGCAGUGGAUCACUUUCAUUCAUCAUUUGGUGACAAAGGUUGGGGUUGUGGUUACAGGAAUUUCCAAAUGCUGCUUUCAUCAUUAUUGCAAAAUGAGGUUUUUGAUGAUUGCUUGAAAGGUAUGUCAGUUCCUUGCAUUCCAAAAAUUCAGGCUAUGAUUGAAGAUGCAUGGAAAGAAGGUUUUGAUCCUCAGGGGGCCUCUCAACUUAAUAACAGGUUACAGGGAACAAAGGCCUGGAUUGGAGCCUGUGAAGUAUAUACACUCCUGACCUCCCUAAGGGUAAAAUGUCAUAUUGUUGAUUUUCACAAGUCAACUGGUCCUUUGGGUACACACCCUCGCCUAUUUGAAUGGAUUUUAAACUAUUAUUCUUCAGAGAGGGAAGGGAGUCCAAAAGUAGUGUGUACAUCAAAACCUCCGAUCUAUCUUCAACAUCAAGGUCAUAGUCGCACCGUUGUUGGAAUCGAAGAGAGAAAAAACCGAACAUUAUGUUUACUAAUAUUUGAUCCUGGAUGUCCUUCUCGAGAAAUGGAAAAAUUAUUAAAGCAAGACAUUGAGGCCAGCAAUAUCAGGCAACUUAGAAAAUUUGUAGGAAAUUUAAAACAUAAGCAAUACCAGAUAGUGGCAGUCGAGGGUGUUCUUUCUGCAGAGGAAAAAGUUGCCAGAAGACAAGCUUCUCAAGUCUUUACAGCUGAGAAGAUUCCUUGAAGAAGUAAGCACUUCAGUGAUUAUGGAAUUUCAUUUUCUAAAUUCAGAUAUUAAACUCCUUAGUAUAAUUUACAAAUCU
Condylura cristata (star-nosed mole) is the source of this 2029-nucleotide messenger RNA. RefSeq names its product zinc finger with UFM1-specific peptidase domain (gene ZUP1). NCBI's taxonomy places the organism in Eukaryota, Metazoa, Chordata, Mammalia, Eulipotyphla, Talpidae. Bases 217 to 1950 code for a protein of 577 amino acids. Gene Ontology annotation, biological process: regulation of gene expression. Gene Ontology annotation, cellular component: nucleus. The record is from RefSeq and is a predicted model, not a curated record. The transcript has 10 exons.